This is a messenger RNA of Carassius carassius (crucian carp), 2500 nucleotides long. It is a transcript of the gene aarsd1, whose product is annotated as alanyl-tRNA synthetase domain containing 1. NCBI's taxonomy places the organism in Eukaryota, Metazoa, Chordata, Actinopteri, Cypriniformes, Cyprinidae. Gene Ontology annotation, biological process: tRNA aminoacylation; regulation of translational fidelity. The coding region runs from base 116 to 1354 and encodes 412 amino acids. Gene Ontology annotation, molecular function: ATP binding; Ser-tRNA(Ala) deacylase activity; aminoacyl-tRNA ligase activity. The transcript has 12 exons. The record is from RefSeq and is a predicted model, not a curated record.
GAAUUACUGUUACUGUUUAAGACUUUUAUUUUGAAAACGACGACCAUCUUUUAACUUUCGGUUGCGUUUUACUGUAGCAAAUACCGAUCACUUGUACUUUACAUUUAGUCGAAACAUGGCUUUCCAGUGUCAGAGGGACAGUUAUAUGCAAGAGUUCGACACAUGUGUAGUGUCUUGCGUGCCUGCAGAAUUAACCCUAGAGAAUAACGGAAAGAAAGAAAAGCUGAAGGGCUUUAAUCUGAAACUGAAAGACACGAUUCUGUUUCCGGAGGGUGGAGGACAGCCUGAUGAUCGUGGGACGGUUGGAGGUGUCAGUGUCCUGCGUGUGUUGAGACAGGGUCCAGAUGCGGUGCAUUUCAUCAGCUCUGCCCUGGAGGAGGGUCAGGAGGUGCACAUCAAACUGGACUGGGAACGGCGCUUUGACCACAUGCAGCAGCACUCGGGUCAACACUUGAUCACAGCUUUGGCUGAUACAAUGUUUGGCUACAAAACUACUUCUUGGGAAUUGGGACGUCAGCGUAGCAGCAUAGAGCUGGACACAGCCACGGUGAAGCCCGGAGAGAUGGAGGCUUUGGAGGCUGCUGUGAAUGAGAAGAUUCGUGCACACGUUCCAGUCGCCGUCAAUCUCCUGUCCAUUGAUGAUCCUGCUGUGGAGAAGGUGAGAAGCCGCGGCCUUCCUGAUGACCCUGCCGGUCCCAUCAGAAUCGUUGACAUUGAGGGUGUAGAUGCUAACAUGUGCUGUGGGACUCAUGUGUCCAACCUCAGUCACCUUCAGGUUAUAAAGAUUUUGGGGACCGAAAAAGGGAAGAAGAAUAAAACCAAUCUGAUCUUCAUAGCUGGCAACAGAGUGCUCAAAUAUGCUGAAAAGAGUUACAGCAUUGAAAAAUCACUGACCGGCCUUCUCAAGACAGGGGCAGAUGAGCAUGUUGAUGCUGUGGACAAGCUACAGAAGACGGUCAAACGUCUUCAGAAGAGUAAUCUAAUCAUCCUGAGGGAAAUGGCUGUUCUGAUAGCGCAGAACUUCAAAAACAAACCGGACAGAGGAAAUUUCUUCAGCAUGCACAAUAAAGACGGUGAUAAUGAGUUCAUGAACAUCAUCGCGAAUGAAAUUGGAUUUCAGGACACGGUGAUCUUUCUGACCGUGGGCGAGGAGAAGGGUGCAGGACUGUUCCUGCUCGCUGGGCCUGAGAAUAUUGUCACUGAAGUGGGACCUCGGGUGUCAGAGCUGCUGCAGGGUAAAGGAGCAGGAAAGGCUGGACGUUACCAGGGUAAAGCUAAUAGUUUGGUGAAGAGAGCAGAAGCUGAGGCUUUACUGAAGGAGCACUGCUGUAAACUCACCGCAGGAGAGGAAUAAAAGGACGGCAGACAGGUGCUGUCGUGAUCAUCCAGACUCUGUCUACACCAAACACAUGCCUCAUGUUGCGACGCAUCAGAACUAGAUAAUUUUGUUGCAAUCAAUGAAACAGUCACCUUCAGCUGAUAGAGGCUCCUUUUAUGUUUUUGAUGAACCACAUAACUAUUUUUCCCGUCCAUCAACAAAAAAAUUUAUAAAAAUACAAAUUUAAGAAAAAUGUAUGUUGAUAUAUUAGUUAUACUGUAUAUUAAUCUUCUGACUUGUUGCUUCAAAGCCAGCUUGUGAUUUUUUUGGACCUUCACAUUUAAAUAAUUUUACUAGUAAUAAUUAUAGUAAUAAGUACCAACUCAGGGUUAUAUGAUUGAGUCGUUUGAUGUUUGUCUUCGUUUGAUCAGAAUGGAAUGACUCCAUGACCUAUGAAGUUGAAAUUGUUUUAUUUUUUGCAUUGUUCAUUUGAAGUAAUCCUUCAGAAAUCUUCAUAAUGCACGUAAUUCAUUGGUUAUUUAUUAGCCCUUGAACUGGUUUGUAAUUAUAAUUGCAAACAAAAACAACUCUAAAUAAAUGUAUUCGAAUUAGAAACAAGCAGCAGUUCUAGUAAGACAUCUUUAAUAUACUGUAUGCAUAUGUGUAUGUAAUAUACUGCUUUGAAUCACUGGGCUGUGUAUCAUCUUUUUUUCUUUUGUUUGUCAAAGUAGUUUAAUGAACAGUUCACCUGAAAUUGACAAUUAUGUCAUCGUUUGCUCAACCUCAUGUCAUUCCAAAUUCAUAUGACUUUUGUUGAUGUGUAUGGAUAUAUGAAAAGAGAUAUUUUGCAGAAUGUUCAAGCCACUCGUUUCCAUACAAUUACAUUUUAUCAGGUUUUUGGCUCUCUCCUAAAAAAGUGCUAUAAUGUCAUGUGCUAUAAUCCAAGUCUUCGGAUGUCUAUGUAUGUUGAACAGAACAAAAUUUAAAUGAUGACUAUGUUUAUUUGUGGGUGAACUGUUCACAUUUAAAGUCACCAAAACAGACCUGAGAAAAUCAGUCUGUGGACAUUUAGAGCAGAAGUUUUGUUUUAUUGGGCCAGUGAUCACACAACAUAAAGCUGAUUGAAGACUUUAUUGUAUGAUGUACCACAGAGCUUGUGCCAAUAAACAAUCUUCCAGUUGA